Molecule: messenger RNA, 2024 nt
Organism: Polypterus senegalus (gray bichir)
Lineage: Eukaryota; Metazoa; Chordata; Cladistia; Polypteriformes; Polypteridae
Gene: cat
Product: catalase
Exons: 13
Coding region: 101-1678 (525 amino acids)
Biological process (GO): hydrogen peroxide catabolic process; response to hydrogen peroxide
Cellular component (GO): peroxisome; mitochondrion; cytoplasm
Molecular function (GO): heme binding; catalase activity
Source: RefSeq, a predicted model, not a curated record
UAGUGACUCACUAUGCCCUGGCGUACCCGAGCAGUGAGUGCACUGCGUGCAGCUGGACUGUUGUCGCUGAUUUUAACAGAGUGCGUUUUGCAAACUUACGAUGGCCGACAGUAGAGACAAAGCUGCAGACCAGAUGAAGCUGUGGAAGGAGAGCAGGGGCUCUCAGAAAGCAGAGACUCUGACAACAGGAGCAGGUAUCCCAGUGGGGGACAAGUUGAACGCUCAGACUGUUGGACCGCGGGGCCCCCUUCUGGUUCAGGAUGUUGUGUUUACUGAUGAGAUGGCACACUUUGACCGGGAACGCAUCCCAGAGAGAGUAGUCCACGCUAAAGGUGCAGGUGCAUUUGGCUACUUUGAAGUAACCCAUGAUAUUACAAAGUAUUGCAAAGCAAAGGUGUUUAGUCAUAUUGGCAAAAGGACACCCAUUGCAGUGAGGUUUUCUACAGUUGCUGGCGAGUCUGGCUCUGCUGAUACUGUUCGUGAUCCCCGUGGCUUUGCUUUGAAGUUCUACACAGAAGAUGGGAACUGGGACCUCACCGGAAACAAUACUCCUAUCUUUUUUAUCCGUGAUCCUUUGCUGUUCCCAUCUUUCAUACAUUCUCAGAAGAGGAACCCACAGACUCAUCUCAAGGAUCCAGACAUGGUGUGGGACUUUUGGGGCCUUCGUCCUGAGUCAUUACAUCAGGUUUCCUUCUUGUUUAGUGAUCGGGGUAUUCCAGAUGGUCAUAGACACAUGAAUGGCUACGGUUCUCAUACAUUUAAACUGAUCAGUCCUGCUGGGAAGGCUGUCUACUGUAAAUUCCAUUAUAAGACUGAUCAAGGCAUUAAAAACCUCACUGUGGCAGAAGCAGAUCAACUAGCUUCAACAAACCCAGACUAUGGACUCUAUGAUCUUUACAAUGCUAUUGCUAGUGGAAGCUAUCCAUCCUGGACUUUUUACAUUCAAGUGAUGACCUUUGAAGAAGCAGAAAAAUUUCCCUGGAAUCCUUUUGAUCUGACUAAGAUAUGGCCACACAACGAUUUCCCCUUGAUUCCAGUGGGGAAGUUGGUGCUCAAUCGAAAUCCAGUGAACUAUUUUGCGGAGGUAGAGCAGAUUGCAUUUGACCCGAGUAAUAUGCCUCCAGGGAUUGAGCCAAGUCCUGACAAGAUGUUGCAGGGUCGUUUGUUCUCUUACCCAGACACUCAUCGUCAUCGAUUGGGAGCCAAUUACCUACAAAUACCAGUGAAUUGCCCUUAUAAAGCCAGAGUUGCAAACUACCAAAGAGAUGGACCCAUGUGCAUUACAGAUAACCAGGGUGGGGCUCCAAAUUAUUUUCCUAAUAGCUUCAGUGCUCCUGAUGCUCGGGCACAGUACCUGGAGACAAAAUUCAAAGUUUCAGCAGAUGUUGCUCGCUACAACAGCUCUGAUGAUGAUAAUGUGUCUCAGGUGCGUACGUUCUAUACAAAGGUACUAAAUGAAGAUGAGAGACAGCGCCUAUGUGAGAACAUUGCUGGACAUUUGAAGAACGCUCAACUUUUUAUCCAAAAACGUGCAGUUAAGAACUUCAUGGAUGUUCACCCAGAUUAUGGAAAUGGCAUUCAGUCCUUAUUGGAUAAGUACAAUGCUGAGAAUAAAAAGAAUGUGAUUCACACCUACUCUUCGAAUUCAGCAUUGGGUGCUAAGGCUUCUAAGAUGUGAUGCCGCCACUUGGAUUUGCUCAUAUACUUGCUGAAUGACACAAAGAAGACAUCUAACAUUACCUCUUAAUUCUAAAAUAAGUGUUAACUUUAUGUAUAAUCUACUGACUUUUCUAAGGAUGAGCAAAUUGACAAAAUUGUCUAUAGGCUUAAAGUCUAAAAUGAAUAAUUUAGAGUAUUCUUUGAAGAGAUACAAAUUUGAAUUAUUCUAAAGCACUUUUAGAGUGAGGUGUUAGAUUAAAAUACUACAUCUUUUUCUAACAACAAAAUUAUGGUCUUAUACAGAAUAUAUCAGUGAUUCCGUCCUAACAAUAAAAAAAGGAUUUGUUUCAUUACUUUUUAAAACA